AUGGUUUUACCACUCAUAGUCGCUACAGGUAUUACAAUAGUAGCAUUAACAACAAAGUCAGGAAUUAAAGCAUGGAAUGCGUAUAAAAAACUAACCCCGGCAAUGAUAGCAAGGCUGAAUAACUUGCAGUAUAACCGCCAUAUAGACCCGACAUACCCUUACAAAUAUCGAUCUAAGCUACCGAAAGACAUUCAGCAUAGUCUAGAACAGUAUUAUGGAGGGUUCAACAAACGAAUGACUGAAGCAGAGGCCUUGCAGAUAUUGCACAUAUCUGCAUCUGAGGUCAAGCAUUUGAACAUGGCAAUGCUAAAACGUAAGCAUAGGACUUGUAUGAUUAAAAAUCAUCCGGAUAAAGAUGGAAGUCCUUACCUAGCAAUGAAAGUUAACGAAGCAAGAGAUAUACUAGAAAAAAGCUCACUAUUGAGGAAUUACUAA
This is a messenger RNA of Eremothecium sinecaudum, 435 nucleotides long. It is a transcript of the gene MDJ2, whose product is annotated as Mdj2p. The record is from RefSeq and is a predicted model, not a curated record. Gene Ontology annotation, molecular function: ATPase activator activity. Lineage: Eukaryota; Fungi; Ascomycota; Saccharomycetes; Saccharomycetales; Saccharomycetaceae. The transcript has a single exon. The coding region runs from base 1 to 435 and encodes 144 amino acids. Gene Ontology annotation, cellular component: PAM complex, Tim23 associated import motor. Gene Ontology annotation, biological process: protein import into mitochondrial matrix.